AUGGAAACUGACUAUGUUCGCACCGAGGACGAUUUCCAGCGAAGAGGAGUUUUCUCACCUCUUCACACCUUAGAAGUGAAAAACUCCUUCUUAACAUUUGGAAAGUGGUUCAAGUACCCAAAUGAGAAUGAUGACGCAAGCGCACCAGGUGGGAUAACCAUUGCUGCAGGAGAAACCUCUCCCAACCCGCCAUUUGCUGCAUGUGGAAGGCAAGGUUCUCCAUCUGGGACUACAGGUGGAUUUGACAUCUAUACGAAGGGCAUCAAAGUUGCCACUAUACACUUUGAUUGUCCAUACAUUGGCAGUAAUAAGCUGUCUGUCAGCGAUUCCUGCAAGAAUUGUAUUGUGCAGCUUCCGUCCUUUUAUACUUCCGGUCCGCUGGGAGACCUUGUACUCAAAGUGGUGGCACUAGUUUAA
Selaginella moellendorffii is the source of this 417-nucleotide messenger RNA. RefSeq names its product asp-hemolysin-like. The coding region runs from base 1 to 417 and encodes 138 amino acids. NCBI's taxonomy places the organism in Eukaryota, Viridiplantae, Streptophyta, Lycopodiopsida, Selaginellales, Selaginellaceae. The transcript is spliced from 2 exons. The record is from RefSeq and is a predicted model, not a curated record. Gene Ontology annotation, biological process: symbiont-mediated hemolysis of host erythrocyte.